Messenger RNA from Spinacia oleracea (spinach), 607 nucleotides. RefSeq lists its product as uncharacterized. NCBI's taxonomy places the organism in Eukaryota, Viridiplantae, Streptophyta, Magnoliopsida, Caryophyllales, Amaranthaceae. Gene Ontology annotation, molecular function: transcription coactivator activity. Bases 1 to 360 code for a protein of 119 amino acids. The record is from RefSeq and is a predicted model, not a curated record. Gene Ontology annotation, cellular component: nucleus. The transcript has 5 exons. Gene Ontology annotation, biological process: regulation of DNA-templated transcription.
AUGCAAUUUAAACAAGAAAAAGAAGCAAAAAAGGAAGCUUUUAGGAAGUAUUUAGAGUCUAGUGGCGUUGUUGAUUUUCUAACUAAAGUUCUUGUUUCAUUGUAUGAGCAAGAUAACAAGCCUGCAUUUGCUUUAGAAUUUGUACAACAAAAGUUGGGGGGUCCAACGAUUGUUGAAUAUGAGAAGCUGGAAGCAGAGAUGUCAGAGCUGCAGACAAAAUACAAUGAACUUGUGGCCACACAUCAAGAGACUUGUAAGCAGUUGGAGCACUAUAAAGUUUCCUCCACCAUGACCACUUCAGAAGAUACCAUUGAAGGCGUGCCCGCCCCCCAUAAGGUGAAUCGUGAAGGUCACAACUGACUCCGUGCACUAAAUUAAAGUUGACAUUUGCCUAUUCAAAGUAUUUAUUUAUUUGAAGGCUAUUUUAGCUUUUUGAUUCCUGUCUAUUAGAAAAUGAAUCAAAUUACUUGGUGUAUGUAAAUGUAAUGUAAUGUGUUUUUUCCUCCCGGGGGGAGGACUAUAUUUUUUAAAUUCCUUUUUGGGGUAAUUUCUUCGUCCAUAAAGAACAAACUUUAUAGAGUUUCAUCGGAUUGAGAAGUGAUGUAAA